Molecule: messenger RNA, 2824 nt
Organism: Lonchura striata (white-rumped munia)
Lineage: Eukaryota; Metazoa; Chordata; Aves; Passeriformes; Estrildidae
Source: RefSeq, a predicted model, not a curated record
GCGGGAGCGGCGGCGGCGGCGGGGCCGGAGCGGCGGCGGCGGAGCCCGGCGGCUGCUGAUGAAAUCGCAGCCGGGAGCGUCGCAGGCUUUGGACCUUCCCAGGCUCGGGACCUUUGACUCAUAAAAGGAGCAGAAAAGGGCGGAAAGCGCCGGGAGAGCGGAGGAGGAGGAGGAGGAGCAGGAGCUGAGGAGGAAGAGCAGAGCCCGGAGCUGCGGGGGACACCGAAAGUCGCUGCAUGAGGAGCUUUGGGACAAGAUGCUGUCCCUGAAGAAGUACUUCACGGANGGCCUGAUCCAGUUCACCAUCCUGCUGAGCCUGGUGGGCGUGCGCGUGGACGUGGACACGUACCUGGGCUCGCAGCUGCCGCCGCUGCGGGAGAUCAUCCUGGGCCAGAGCUCGGCCUACACGCAGACGCAGUUCCACCGCCUGCGCGGGCCCUGGGCCGGCCAUGGGCUGCCCCCCAAGAGCGCGGGGCUGGAGGGGCUGCCGGGCGCCCGCCGCCUGCUCAGCCUGGACCGGCUGCGCGUGCCCCGCGCCCGCGUCAGCGCCUGGCUGGUGCACCGCGACGCCGAGGCCGCCGUGCCCGCCGGGCAGCCCGGCGCGGCCGGCCCGCUGCAGGACGGCUCCGGCGGCGACGGCGGCGCCCGCGACGGCGCGCCCGAGCAGGGCUUCGGGGAGGAGAUGGAGGAUCUGGGAGCCGUGGCGGCGCCCGGCAACGGGGAUCUCACCAAGGAGGACAUCGAUUUGAUUGACAUCCUGUGGAGACAGGAUAUCGAUCUCGGCGCUGGGCGAGAGAUUUUUGACUACAGCCACCGACAGAAAGAGAGCGAAGUGGACAAAGAGCUGAGCGAUGGGAGGGAGCGCGGGGACAGCUGGAGGAGUGCAGGGAAUGAGGUCUUGGAUAGAAUCCCGCUAGUUGAUGGAGAGACCGGGGAGAGUUUCCCUGCGCAGGUGCCCGGAGCGGAGGACCAGACCGCCCUGUCCCUGGAGGAGUGCCUUAGGCUGCUGGAGGCCACCUUCCCCUUCGGGGACAACUCCGAGUUCCCAGCUGCGGAUGUCUCGGCCCUGAGCGAAGCCGUGCCCGGGCAGAGCCGGGCCCCGGGCGGCCCCCCGAGCUUGCUGUCCCCUCUGCUGGCCGAGACCGAGUCGCCCUUCGACCUGGAGCAGCAGUGGCAGGACCUGAUGUCCAUCAUGGAGAUGCAGGCCAUGGAGGUGAACAGCACGAGCGCCGAGAGCCUCUACGGCGGCAGCGGCGGGGACCUGCUGGCGUCCAACUACAGCCUGGCCCCCGGCACGCCCAUCAACCAGAACGUCAGCCUGCAUCAGGCCUCGCUGGGCAGCUGCUCCCAGGACUUCUCCCUCUUCAGCUCGGACAUGGAGAGCCCCUCCAUGGCGGGCGGCUCGGCCCUGCUGCAGCUGGCGCCCGACAACUCCACCGGCCUCAACGGCACCUUCGGCUCCACCAACCUGAGCGGGAUCUUCUUCCCGCCGCAGAUGAACGGCACGGCCAACGAGACGGCCGGGCCCGAGCUGCCCGACCCCCUGGGGGGGCUGCUGGACGAGGCCAUGCUGGAUGAGAUCAGCCUGAUGGACCUGGCCAUCGAGGAGGGCUUCAACCCCGUGCAGGCCUCGCAGCUGGAAGAGGAGUUCGAUUCCGACUCAGGUCUUUCCCUGGAUUCCGGCCACAGCCCCGCGUCCCUCAGCAGCUCCGAAGCUUCGUCCUCGUCGUCCUCUUCCUCCUCAUCCUCGUCCUCCUCCUCGUUUUCCGAGGAAGGCGCCGUGGGCUACAGCUCGGACUCGGAGAACGUGGACUUCGAGGAGGCGGAAGGGGCGGUUGGCUACCAGCCAGAGUACAGCAAGUUCUGCCGCAUGAGCUACCAGGACCCGGCGCAGCUGCACUACCUGCCUUACCUGGAGCACGUCGGCCACAACCACACCUACAACAUGGCCCCGGGCGCGCUGGACCCCGAGGAGCCCAAAGCGCCCGGCGCCGGCAAGAAGAGCGGCAAGGAGAAACCGUCGGAGCUGCUGGACAAGCAGCUGAGCCGCGACGAGCACCGCGCCAGGGCCAUGAAGAUCCCCUUCACCAACGACAAGAUCAUCAACCUGCCCGUGGAGGAGUUCAACGAGCUCCUGUCCAAGUACCAGCUGAGCGAGGCGCAGCUCAGCCUCAUCCGCGACAUCCGCCGGCGCGGCAAGAACAAGAUGGCGGCGCAGAACUGCCGCAAGAGGAAGCUGGACACCAUCCUCAACCUGGAGCGCGACGUGGAGGAGCUGCAGCGCGACAAGUCCAAACUGCUCAGGGAGAAGGUGGAGUUCCUCAAGUCCAUCCGGCAGAUGAAGCAGAAGGUGCAGAGCCUGUACCAGGAGGUGUUCGGGCGGCUGCGCGACGAGCAGGGCCGGCCCUACUCGCCCAGCCGCUACGCGCUGCAGUACGGCAGCGACGGCAGCGUGCUGCUGAUCCCGCGCGCGCCCGCGCCCGCCGAGCCGCAGCCGCGGCGCCAGGAGCGCAAGCAGAAGGACAGGAGGAAGUGAGGGCGGCGGCGGAAGGGAGAGCUGGGACGAGGGCCGAGCCUGGAAGUGCUUGCGGAGGGAACUUUGAUGCCUUCUUAUCCGAUUCUGUCUUCUCCAAGCGCACGCGGCGCCGGCGGCGCGCGCCGGGGACUCUGCGGGAGCGGCCGUCCCGACACCGAGGGGACGGGGACGGAGCCCACCCCAAGCCCAGCUGCCACCGGCCACCCCGGGGUGCUGGGAGAGCAGGGACGAGCUGGCAUCGCUGCUGGGGAGGUUGGCACGAGGUGGAUAAAACGUUUAAAAAAACAA